Molecule: messenger RNA, 439 nt
Organism: Racocetra persica
Lineage: Eukaryota; Fungi; Glomeromycota; Glomeromycetes; Diversisporales; Gigasporaceae
Source: the annotation of a GenBank genome assembly
AAUCCAAACAAAGCUGAAGCACAAACUCAAUUUAGCCCAGAAAAUCCUUAUAUUUCAGAAAUAAUUCAGGAAAAAACUAAUGAAAUCAAUACAGAAACACAAAUCAUAUCUCAAUCUCCAAUAGAGACAACUUCAUCAGAAACAUCUCAGACAGAAGAACAUGAGCUCACAGACACAAAAACAGAAACUAAUAAGAUGGAAACAACUGAAAAUGAACCAGAAGCUGCAGAUAUAUCAGCAAACAAUGCUACAACAACAGAUAUAGAAAUAAAAAUCAUAUCUAAUAAUGAAAAGAACAACAAAGACGAAAGAGAAUUUACUCUUGUUAUCUCAAGAAAAGGAAAAUACAAAAACAAAGUGAAGAAAGCAAGUUUUUCUCCACUCACUAGAGUUAACAAAGUAAACAAGGAGAAUAACUCUCAAGAAAUUACUUCUCCUC